AUGUACUUAUCAAUUAUAUUGCCCAUAAACUCGAAAAACGUUAUUGUUGAAAAGGAUUUUUCACGUGAUGAAGACGUGCAUGAUUCACAACUGGAAGAAUUGUAUCGAGCAGUUACAGCUCUGGAUACAGUGAACACAUCAACUGCUAAAUCAAAUUGCUUUCAUCCACUUCAACAUACAUCGAAUACCUAUCCAAGUACAGUUUCAGCAACCACCGCUGAUAUUCAACUGACCUGCUCACCCUGCAAGCCAGAAAAUUAUGAAGCAGACAGCACAGAUAGUGAAAUAUUGAGUGGAAGACGAGCGAUAACUGGACGGUUUUUGCAUUUUACCUCAACACCGAAAAUAUGCUCAAGCGUUAAGCGCAAUACGCAUUUUCGAUCAAACCGUACCAAAACAACACCGAGACAACAGACAGAAGAUAUUUUGCUUCCGGUGGAUGAUGGCAGAAUAUCACGAUUAUACAAGAACAGUUUUGACGAGUUGUGCGGUUGGUUAAUAGGUGUGUUAGAAAGUGGUAUGCUGGUUUCCCUCAUAAACUUGAAGUCAAGAUACACAAGUAUUCUGCAGAAAAGAAACGAAAAAGUAAGUGAAUCAAUUGUCCGAUCGGAUUCUAUUCGUGUAAGACUUGAAACUAAAUAUCAACAACAGCUUCAGUUUAUCAAGAUCAGCAAUUAUGAUGGCUUAUAUGUGGCAUUGAAUGACAAUUCAUUUUACGCAAAAAUUCUUCUUGAAAUAUAGAGGCGUACACCUUAUAAUAACGAUUCUAGUCCUCCCAUUUAUAAUAAACAUGAACCAAAUUGGAAAACUAAAUGUGAAACAUUGUUUAACGCCUUGAAUAUAUUGCGUACAGAUCUAUUGGACAAUAAACAUUAUUUUGAUCGAUUAAAACAGCAAUACCAAUUGCUGGGAGAUUUUACGUCAGGGUUAUAUUGGGAAUUUGUUCCCGUUAUUUUAAAAAAUUUUAUCGGAUUAUUAACAACAAGCGAAAGAAAAUAUACAAAUAUUCGACGUAACUAUACGCAUUACAACGCGCUAAACACUGAUUUAUUUAAAACAUCGAAAAAAUGGCUGAAAAUAUCAUCGAUUUGCUAUGAUAUCAUCAGCGGUCAAAAUGAACACAUUGUGACGCCAAAACAAUAUCUACUGGCUAACGAGAUCAUGAAGCAUGAACGUUCGUACCGAUUAGUGACCUUAUUCACAGUUUCAUUCUUUUCACUUGCUUUUUCAAAUGUUUUGCUCUAUUAUUAACAGAUAGCGGAUUUAGCUCUUGGCUAUUAAUGUCGCAUCUGGAUAAAUGUAUUUAGUCUUCGUUUA
Didymodactylos carnosus is the source of this 1317-nucleotide messenger RNA. The record is from the annotation of a GenBank genome assembly. NCBI's taxonomy places the organism in Eukaryota, Metazoa, Rotifera, Eurotatoria, Philodinida, Philodinidae.